GGGUCCGAGGCGGCGGCCAUCGCGGCCUUCACGGGCCCAUCAGGCCAGCGAUAUCCACCGCAGCAUCCACAACAAGUUAUGCUGUUCUCGUCCCCUGCUCGGGGCCACGUCAGCUACCGCAUCCAAGGCUACGACCUCACCGGGCCAGAGGUCCCCCAGCCUUCGCCUGGCACAGGCGGCUACGCUAACAUCGUGCGGACGCCCGUGUUCUAC
Prorocentrum cordatum is the source of this 213-nucleotide messenger RNA. NCBI's taxonomy places the organism in Eukaryota, Dinophyceae, Prorocentrales, Prorocentraceae. The record is from the annotation of a GenBank genome assembly.